AUGGAAGCAGAAUUCAUUAAUUUAAUUGAAGAUGGAGGAGUUAAGAAAAGAAUACUUUAAGAAGGUUAAGGUGAUUUACCUAUUGAUGGAUCAAGAUGUAAGAUUCUAUAUAAAGGAACUUUGGAUGAUGGAACUAUGUUUGAUUCUUCAUUGAAUUCAGAUAAACCUUAUAAAUAUAGGAUUGGAAAGGAAUAAUUAGUAAAAGGUUUCGAUAUUGCAUUAAAAUCUAUGAAAGUUGGAGAAAAAGCAGAAUUUAAAAUGACUUCAAAUUAUGGUUAUGGUGAUGAUGGAGAUUCUUAUAAAAAUGUUCCUAAAAAUGCUAAUUUGACAUAUGAACUAGAAUUAGUCAAUUUUAAAUAACCUAAAAAAAGAAAAUGGUAAUUUAAUAUACAUAAUUAUUUUAGGGAAAUGACCCCAGAAGAAAAGCAUCAAGAAGCUAUUAAUAAAAGAACUAAAGGCACAGCCACCUUUAAAUAAUUAAAUUAUAAAGAAGCUUAAAAAAUUUACAAGAAAGCACUUUCUUAUUGUACUUUGACAAAUGAAGAAGGUAAUGAAUUAAAAGCAAGUGUACAACUUAAUUUAUCAAUUUGUUGUUAUUAAUUAGAAGAAUAUAAAGAAUCAAUAGAUUAUGCGAAAAAAGCUCUUGAAUUAAAUACUAAUUAAUAAUAAAAAUUAAAAGCUCUAUAUAGAAAAGCUCUUGCUAAUAUUAAAAUUGCUGAACUUGAAGAAGCAUUAGCUGAUUUGAGAGAAGCUUUCAAAAUAGAUUCAACUAAUUCAGCUGUUAUUGAGGAAUUAUCAAGAGUCAAAUAAUUAUUAAAAGAAGCAAGAAUGAAAGAAAAAGAAAUUUAUUCUAAAUUAUUCUAAUAGAAACUUUAUGAUGAAUCAGAAAUAGAGCCAAAGAAAAUUGAAAUAAAAGAAACUAAAUCAGAAGGUUCAAGUUGUUGUGAUCCUAAUGAAAAAAUAGAAGAAGAGACUUAAUCUAAACCAACUAAUGAGAAUAAUAAUGGUUAAAUAUAAGAAGAAAAAUCUGAUGUUAGAGAAUAAAUAAAAACUGAAAAUAAUGAAAAUAAAAUAGUUGAAGAAUCUGUUACCAGUGCUUGA
Molecule: messenger RNA, 1101 nt
Organism: Paramecium sonneborni
Lineage: Eukaryota; Ciliophora; Oligohymenophorea; Peniculida; Parameciidae
Source: the annotation of a GenBank genome assembly